AUGAAUGAUACAAAAAUAAGUGUAAAUACAAAUGAUAAUAUAGAUCAUAAUAAUAAAAAAAUAAUAAAGACAAAUGAAAUAAUACUUAAUAGUGUUGAAGGAACAUCAUCUACAACAACCAUUGUAAGUGGAGAUUCAAAUGUCUCAUCAUAUGGGUAUAAUAUUUUAACUGAAAAUAAGAGAGAACUAGAAAAAUUGUCUGGAGAGAGUAAAAAUAAUAAUGAGGAGACAACAUUAUCUCCCAAACAACAAAGGCAACUUCGUCGUCUCUCCAAAGCUUUUGGAUUAAAAACAUCUCGUAUUUCUAUUGUCUCUCCUGAUGGUAUCCGUAGAAUGGUCCACCCAAAAUAUAUUAAUUAUGAAAAUAUGAAAAGAAUAAUUUAA
This is a messenger RNA of Strongyloides ratti, 384 nucleotides long. RefSeq lists its product as hypothetical. Lineage: Eukaryota; Metazoa; Nematoda; Chromadorea; Rhabditida; Strongyloididae. The coding region runs from base 1 to 384 and encodes 127 amino acids. The transcript is spliced from 2 exons. The record is from RefSeq and is a predicted model, not a curated record.